Messenger RNA from Tauraco erythrolophus (red-crested turaco), 1713 nucleotides. Lineage: Eukaryota; Metazoa; Chordata; Aves; Musophagiformes; Musophagidae. The record is from RefSeq and is a predicted model, not a curated record.
CUGUUUCUGUAUUUCUCCCUGCUGAGGGACUUGCAGAGUUUCCGCAGCGCAGCCGUGCUGCUCCGAGACGGGCGGUGGGGCGGGAGCCGCCUCCCCACGCCGGCUGCGGGGCUGCAACAGGAGCUCCUCAAAUGCCGAACCGCUGCAGCGAGCGGAGGAUCGCCUUUAAACGGCCAGCAUUUGAGUUUUUUUGACUCCGCAGAUGAAACUUUUAGGACAAACACUGCAGCUGCAGUUGGAUCUGUAAUUGAUGGGAAGCCCCGCGUUCUCCCGGAGGGAGCCGCCAGGCUGGCGGGGCGGGACAAGAGCGCCCCCUCGCGGCUGACGGGAGCUCUGCUGGCGCCGCCCGAGCAUCGCCGCCGCCGCCCGGUCCCGCGGGCUGAAUGGCUCUAUUUCCCGGUGGAAGAUGAGGGGGCACCCAGAUUCCUGGUAGCAGUGAAGAGGAAUGGGUAUACAGUGCACCAAGGGGAAACGGAGACAUAUUUGAAAGUGAGGCAAAUUGCUUCUCUGGAGUUUUUAACAGUGCCUUUUCUUUCCAGAACCGGAGCCAUCCACAUCGGUGACCGGAUAUUAGCGAUUAAUAAUGUGAGCCUCAAGGGCAAACCACUGAGCGAAGCCAUUCACCUGCUGCAGAUGGCAGGAGAGACGGUCACUCUGAAGAUCAAGAAGCAGACAGAGAAAUCGUAUCCCAGGAAGUCGGGGAGUAUAAAUGAAGUGAGCGACCCAGAAGAUGAACUGACAGACUCCCAGAAAACUAGCAAGCUGUCUGAGAUAUACUCCACCACAAUUCCUAGUGUGGACAGUGCCAUGGAGUCCUGGGAUGGCUCUGGCAUUGAUGCCGGGUAUGGAAGCCAAGGUACGUACAUACCUCAGACUGCGGGCAUAGCCCUCCAUCCACACGAAUGGAGACACAGCAGGCAAAAGAGCAGCACCCCUCCCGGGGACCCCAGGAAAAACUACCCCUACAUGGAUGGAAGCUUCAGUGAAGACGACUGGGACAAGCCCAGCAGAUACCCCAACCGCCAAAAUGGCCUUGAGACCACUCACGAGGAUAGUUUUUGGCGUGUUUUUGGAGAAGCUUUGGAGGAUUUGGAAACAUGCGGCCAGUCUGAACUUUUGAGGGAGAUUGAGGCAUCCAUCAUGACGGGGAGCGUGCACAACCUGGGGCUGGAGGGCAGCAAGCUCCUGCUGGACUCUGUCAACCCAUCAGGACUGAGCCCAUUGAGGAAAGCAAACUCCAGCUGUGAUGAGGGACAGACCGAGGGUAGCAGCUCCCCUGCCAAGAAGAAUGAGAGGAACCUGGACAUGAAGAAGAUUGAAAAGGAGAUGCAGGAAAUCAUGUCCCCUACCCCUCUCGAGUUUCACAAGAUGACACUUCACAAAGACCCGGAGAGUGAAGACUUUGGAUUCAGUGUGUCAGAUGGCCUGUUAGAAAAAGGUGUCUAUGUAAAUAUGGUCCGUCCGGAUGGGCCAGCAGAUCAGUGUGGCCUCAAGCCAUAUGACAGAGUGCUUCAGGUAAACCGCGUCCGAACAAGAGACUUUGACUGCUGUCUGGCUGUUCCCCUGAUUUCGGAGGCUGGAGAUAAGCUGGACCUGGUGAUUAGCCGGAACCCCUUGGCACUGGCUGCCAACGCUCCCCCGGAGGGUAGCAGAGAGCUGCCGGCACAGGCGGCCCGCGGCACUGAGGUCAAGGCGAGCGUCCAGACGUUCUGA